AUGUCUCUUCCGGCUCCGUCCCUGUUGGCUCAGCUACCACGGCCGCUGGCCAAUGCUGGCGGGAAGAUCCAGUUUGCAGAGGUAUAUGGCGUCCAGGGCCUCAAGAAGCGCAAGCGACAUGAAAUCGCAGCUGCAAUCGAUGGCGAGGGUGUGAAUAUAUACAAUGCUCAAUUCCCCAAGCUGGUGACCUCAUACGCCAUCCCACCUCAGGCAUCACAUUCUUGUCCACCAUGCUCAGUACGACAAAAACUCCCAACAAACUCCAGGAUUAAGAGGCAGACAUACUGCGCAGUAGAAACGUCAGGAAAGGAAAUUCAAUGUUUUAUUGAUGAGCUAGUUCCGGGUCGAAGUACACCAAACAUUUCAACCGUCUCCUUCCCAAUAAAAGACACUGCCAGCAAACCUAUCUUUGUUGGGACUAUUCCUACAAACACGCCACCUGAGAAUGUCUCUGAUGCUUUUGACGUUCUUGUUGCGCACCAGGAUGGCCGACUAAGGAGGCUGUCUCCUGACUUGAAGAAGGAAAGAUGGACCAUUCAUUCACACAGUGUCUGGUCUUGCCGAGAGCUUGCGGCCUGCUUCACCUUGGGAUUUGAAGACGCUCGUAAAUUACUAUUCCAGAAACGCGAGGAUAUCGUUGCUUCGGUGCUAGGAGAUAGGUUUGGAACUGACCCUAACAGUUCUACUAUUUUGGUGUUGGUGUCUCAUGCCACGACGGGUUCAUUUCAACUCAGUGACGUACAAGUCAUGUUCUACUCAAUUCCUUCUCACGUUCAGGCUGAUGGUGUUCAAGCCCUGGCCUCUGAGCCUUUGAAACAUUUAAUGACACUCAAUUUGCCGGCGCAUCCAAGCCAAGAUUCGUUGACUACACAGGAUUGCCAAUGGAGUUCCAACUUUGUUUCUGGAGAGCUGUCUCUGUCUUACAAAUCGGGAUUUAUAAGCUUCGACAUUACUCAGUUCUCCCCCAAGGUAUCCUUCUGUGUUAUUAUGGAGGAUGAAUGUUUUUCCUCGAUUAUGCGCAUCUCCUGUCAGUCAAUAAUCGCUGGGGGCAAGUCACUUCUUUCAGUAUACGAUGCACAUUAUCAGUCUCUCCAGGCGGCACUUCCAUUGACCGAAAUUCCCAAGUUUACCUCAGGCAAAAAGCAAGGAGUUCCGAGUGUUCUCGAAUUUAUAUCCCACUUUUCUAAGCUUGAUGUGUUGGUAGCCGCAUAUAGUGGCAGCUUAUAUAGCUUCGAUCUUGCCGCUAUUCAAAAUGAUCGCCAUGUCUCCCGGAAACGGCCACGAAAGAGCCUUUUAAUUGACUCGGUAGGAAAGGGUAUUAUGCCAGGGGGGGGCGAGGCGAAGAGACAAUCAAUCAAAGGAUCAAAUAUCACACAUAUGCAACCAAUCGGGCUUUCGGGGGAACUGCUCUCUGAUCAGUGGAACGACUUAAAGAAGGAACUUGCUACCGCACCAAAUCAGUCCACAUUUGAUGCUGUUAUGGAGGCAAAAUUCUGGAGCCAGUCAGGAUAUUGUAAGGAGAAGGCUGAAGGGUUCCCGCCGGAAGGAGCCUUUAUCGAUCCUGAAAAGAUAAAAUUUCUAAUUUCGAGGAUGUUUAAACUGAAAACUGCCGGUGAUUCGGCAUCAGUAAAACUUAUUACCACCUUUAUUCCCAGGAAAACUUUCAAAUGGCUUGUCAAUUCGAAACACCUGAGCGCCGCCAAUAUUGAAGCCGCUCUACGACACACAAGUGCCCCAUAUAAUCUCCCCAAGAUUCCAGACGGUGCUUUAGUCCAGGCUCUGGCCUCCCACGACCAUUCUAUGAACGUACUACUCACCUUGCUGCGUGGACCAGGAUACUUAGAAGCUGCUGAGUUGACGCACGCAAUUUGCGAGCUUCUCAAGGUCGCUCGACAACAAACAAACGCCUCUGAAGUCUCGCAGAAGCCUGUUACCGAAGUUGCCCAUGGCGAGACUACAGACAACGCAACCGUGCUCGCAGAGAAGCAAACACCUGCCCCAAGCACAGCCCUUGUAAACGCAAUUACAGGCUUAAACUUAGCCCUCAUAAAGCUCCAUACCCAUCCAUUAAAUAACGUCACUAAAUCCAUCAGGUCUACGCUUUCAAAUACUGACGUUCUUUCCAUCAUUCACCACCUUCGUUAUUCGCUUGCAACUAGUGGGCACACCACACGUUUUACAGAAGAGCCACCAGCUGCCUUUAUAACGUCUAAAUUCCCUUCCUUAUCUCUCUCGGUAAUAAUUGACUUAUUAACUGCGUGUAUCGAUGCUGUUGGGCCCAGCGGAUGGAUAUCAGCAGCUGGAUUUGCCGGGGCAGCAGGGAGUGAAGCAUCUCUUAUAGCAGAUAUGAAGAGUGAAAUUGCUGCUACUCUUGCUUCUAUUGACGAAGCUACUUAUUUAAAGGGGAUAUUGCGGGAAUUUAUUCGAUGUUGCGAAACCUCUGCUCACCGUCCAGCUGCCAUUACUCAAUCCCAGCGUGCUAUCGCCAAUGGCACGUCAAAGACACCGAGUAAACGGCCCAAGAGAAAGGAAUACCAUAACGGAGCUCAGAUCCUAGUUUAUGGAGCUCCUGAUAAUUCAGCUGGGGUAGAAGGAAGUGACUCGAAAAUGUUACCAUUAUCUCUAAAAGUAAGCGGCUCUCAAUCAGGAAUUGGUGGAGUGAGUGACGAAUUGACCCGGAAGAAAACGCAUAAAUCGACUGGAGAGGUCAAGCCUAGAAGCGAACGAGAGAUGGCCCAUAAGAAGCACAAAGCUGUUGGCAAAUAUUCUUUUGAGAGAAUUGUUAUUUAG
Microsporum canis CBS 113480 is the source of this 2790-nucleotide messenger RNA. RefSeq lists its product as hypothetical. The record is from RefSeq and is a predicted model, not a curated record. The transcript is spliced from 2 exons. Bases 1 to 2790 code for a protein of 929 amino acids. NCBI's taxonomy places the organism in Eukaryota, Fungi, Ascomycota, Eurotiomycetes, Onygenales, Arthrodermataceae.